UAUUAUGCAACUAUGUCACUGAAUUUUGAUGCAGUUAUGAGAAUGGAUGCAGCCUGAGUCUCUCUGGAAUGUUGGUGGUUAUUGUUUUUAGCUGUCCGCUGCAUGUCUUGCAUGAUACCUAAUGCUGCUUGCUAUGCCGCUGGAAUCAAUGAAGUCCGGAUGGGCUUGUAAAUUUGGCUUUUUUGGAAGGAUUGAAAAGAGGUCUCUGGAUGCUCCGCGGCGCCCUGUCCUCGGCCGCCCCGUGCUUCCCAAUGGCCGGGAGUUGACCAUGAGCAACAGGAUGACGCUGCGCGAGCAGCUGAGAGAGAAGAUCUCGGCAGCCUUUUACCGGCACGGGCUGCUGUGUGCCUCCUACCCAGUACCCAUCAUCCUCUUCACCUCUGCCAGCAUCCUCACCUGCUGUUAUCCGCUGCUGAGGCUUCCCCUGCCUGGGACAGGUCCUGUGGAGUUCACCACAGGGGUGCGAGACUACAGCGUCCCUUCCCAUGAGCCUCAGGGAGAUCUAGAGCGACCUGAUUGGUACCAUGGACCUCCGGUCGCCUACAUUCAGCAGGUGUUGGUGAAGGCAGCGGUGUCGCCGUGGGACAGCAGCCUCGUGCCGGUGGAUGUGUUCCGGUCACCUCUGGGUAAAGUCUUCAGUCUGCUGGAGGAGAUCCAUAACCACGUCCACUCCGAUGGCUCUGGCGUCCGAAGCUUGGAAACGCUGUGUCUCCAGGUGACUGAUCUGUUUCCAGGGUUACGGCGGAUGCAGUCGGUGCUGCCAGAACAUGGCUGCCUCCUUGUUUCUCCUGGUAACUACUGGCAGAACCAGCGAGAUCUGUUCGACUCGGACUCGGACCUCCUCAGGACCAUUCAGAAGCACGAACCAAAAGGAUUGCACACCUCAGCAACGCUACGAGACCUGCUGUUCGGUGUCCCUGGAAAGUACACAGGAGUCAGUCACUACAACAGGAAAAGAGUGGUCACAUACACCAUCACUGUGGUGCUUUCCAGAUAUGACGCAGGCUUUCUAAACAGCCUGCGAUCCCGCCUGAAGCAGCUUCACCCCUCAGCCAACUGCAGCCUGAGAGACGACCACAUGGUUCACAUCCACUUCAAGGAGGAGAUCGGCAUCGCUGAGCUAAUUCCCCUGGUCACCACGUACAUCAUCCUCUUCGCUUACAUCUACUUUUCCACUCGUAAGAUCGACAUGGUGCGGUCCAAGUGGGGCCUGGCCCUGGCUGCCGUGGUCACAGUCCUCAGCUCCCUGCUCAUGUCUGUGGGACUGUGUACACUGUUUGGACUGACACCCACACUGAAUGGAGGUGAGAUCUUCCCUUACCUUGUGGUGGUGAUCGGACUGGAAAACGUCUUGGUCCUCACCAAGUCUGUGGUUUCAACUCCCGUUGACCUCGAGGUCAAACUCCGCAUUGCUCAGGGCCUCAGUAAUGAGAGCUGGUCUAUCAUGAAGAACAUGGCCACUGAGCUGUGCAUCAUUCUGAUUGGAUAUUUCACUUUGGUCCCAGCUAUUCAGGAGUUUUGUCUUUUCGCCGUUGUGGGGCUCGUCUCUGACUUCUUCCUCCAGAUGUUUUUCUUUACAACAGUCCUGUCUAUAGAUAUUCGGCGGAUGGAGCUGGCCGACCUGAACCGCCGCCUGCCUGCUGAAGCCGGUCUGCCACCGUCAAAACCAGGCCCCCUUCGAACACGAGAGGCCCCCCCUCCUCCCCGACCAUCCCCCCACACAAUCACCCUGCAGACCCCGGCCUUCAGGAACCUGAGGCUACCGAAGAGACUGCGCGUUGUGUACUUCCUGGCCCGCACACGCCUGGCGCAGCGCAUCAUUAUGGCUGGUACUGUAAUCUGGAUCGGCAUCCUCGUCUACACUGACCCGGCUGGAAUCCGCACCUACCUGGCUGCUCAGGUGUCUGAACAAAGCCCUCUGGGGGACCCCGUAGGUGGAGGUUUAACCCCCCAUCUGGCUGUGGCCCCAGUUUUCCGGGGCGGGGAUCCCACCAGCACUCUGAGCAUCCACCCUGCUCCCGAUCCAACUCCCCUACCUGAAAACCAAUCGCAGGGCCACAUUGCCCCAGCUGUACCGUUCCCCCAUCUUCCCUCUGUGCCACAGAUCACCUGGGGGGCCGAAGAUGAGGAGGGAUGGAGGAGGCUGUCUUUUAGACAUUGGCCGUCGCUUUUUAGCUACUACAACAUAACCUUAGCAAAGAAGUACAUCAGCCUUCUCCCAGUAAUUCCUGUCACCAUUCACUUGAGCCCCCAGGAAGCCAUUGACACGCGUCACCCUCAGGACACAAGACACCCUCCACCUUCGAUCCCUAAAGCCUCUGCAGAUUUACAGACAGACCUCACCCUCUACAAGGUUGCUGCUUUGGGUCUGGCUGCAGGGGUCCUGCUUGUUCUGCUGCUCUUCUGCCUCUACCGCGUCCUCUGCCCUCGGAACUACGGCCGAAACGGCGUGGCUCACGGGCGCCGGCGGCGAGGCGACCUGCCCUGCGACGAUUACGGUUAUUCUCCACCCGUCAGUGAGAUCUCACCUCUGCUGCUGAGGGGCCACAGUAUGGACAUUGAGUGUUUGGCCAGUGAUGGGAUGCUGCUGGCGAGCUGCUGUUUGGCCGGUCAGAUCCGUGUUUGGGAUGCCCAGACUGGCGACUGCCUGACAGUCAUCCCAAAGCAAGGAUUGAGACGAUGCAGCAGCAGUGGCUGCUGGGAGCAGAGAGACGUCUGGGACACCAGUGCAGAGUCGGAAUGUGGCUGUGAUCCUCGGGACCCCUCCAACGGCUGUGACGGGAUGUCAGAGGACGAUUGUUACCCGCUGAGACGGCGCUCCGCACCGACUCGGCCGCCUCUCUUCACGGACCAGCCCGACCUGACUCCUCUUAUAGACACCAACUUCCCCUCCCAGCCACCCUCCAACGUCUCCACACCGCCCAGAGGAGGGUUCGACUUUGGAGGCCUGGUGGAACGUGCCUACAAGGAACACGAGCCUCCAUCACCGUCUGCCUACCCCUCACCUUCCUCUGCGUCCUCCUCGCCUCCAUUAGCCACUCAGCUACAGCGAAGCCCCAGUCUGGGGGACACAUCUGGACUCUAUAACCAAGAGAGAACCUCUGGAGCGGGGACACAAUCGGCUGCAGACUGGGAAAGCUCCGUCUGGGCCAUGGAGCUGAGAGGAAAUCUGAUAGCUGCUGGGAGGAGCAGCGGUAAACUGGAGCUGUGGGACGCAGUAGAAGGGUCACUGCGGUGCUGUAAUGAAGAUGGAGUCUCUGGGAUCACAGCCUUAGCCUUUCUUAACAACAGAAUCGUGGCGGCGCGACUCAACGGGUCGUUAGAUUUCUUCACUGUUGACGUUCAUAAGCCUCUGGGUCUGCUGCAGUACAGAGGUGCCCCCGGGCGAGGCAGUAUGCCCCCGUCUCCCUGUUACAGCAGCGAGGACAUGAUCAGCUGUCAGCUCACCCGCUCAGUGCAGUGUGCGCACCAGAAGCCGAUCACGGUGCUGCGAGCGGCCGCUGGCAGGGUGGUCACCGGCAGCCAGGACCACACAGUCCGGGUUUAUCGGCUGGAGGAUUCCUGCUGCCUCUUUACCCUGCAGGGUCACUCUGGGGGGAUCACAGCCAUCUACAUUGAUCAGACCAUGGUUCUAGCAAGCGGCGGGCAGGACGGCGCCAUCUGCCUGUGGGAUGUACUGACUGGGAGCCGUGUCAGCCAUGUCUAUGGUCACCGUGGCGACAUCACCUCCCUGGUCUGCACUACCUCUUGUGUCAUCAGCUCAGGACUGGAUGAUCUCAUCUGUAUCUGGGACCGCAGCACUGGCAUCAAACUCUACUCCAUCCAGCAGGAGGUGGGCUGUGGGGCCAGUCUUGGCGUGAUCUCAGAGUCCCUGCUGGUGACGGGGGGCCAAGGAUGCGUCUCUUUCUGGGACUUGAACUUCGGCGACCUGCUGCAGACAGUCUACCUGAGCCAGAGUGGCGACGGUCAGGGCGUCCGGCAGCUGCUAGUGCUCGAUAACGCCGCCAUCGUGUGUGACUUUGGCAGCGAGCUCAGCCUGGUCUACGUUCCUUCGGUGCUGGAGAAACUGGACUGAGGAAGAGCAGCAGCCGGCACCGCUGGGAAACACUCAGAACCUCCAUUCAUCUCAUUUUUUUAUACAUCAUUCAUGAGAAGAUUAAAUGUUGAGGAAAAAAAAAAACAUCACAAGGAUCUUGGGAGAUGGAAUCAAAUCCCUCAUUCCACCAUCUUGUUUUUCUUCUAAGAGCAAGCUUGUGCGUUUGGUUGGUUGCUCUGCCCUUGAUGCUGCUGACUCAUAUGGAACCGUCUGUGAUCCAACCCUGUGAAGGACGACAAUGGAGCCAUUUCUUUAUAUUUUUUUUUAAAUUGACAGCAUCAUAAAGUCACAGUGAACCCAGCAGUUCUCUGGCCUGUUUGGAUGGACCCAGCAAACACCUUCUGAGGAGACGACAUGAUUGGGGAGGAUGUGCGAGCGUGUGCGUGCGUGGAGGGGAGAAGUGAUGAUUACUGUAAAAAGUAAACCUCCGAUGGAGGCUGUUUUUAUAUGUAUAAAUCUAUUAUUUAUUAGCUAAAUUUUUUCAGUAAUGGUUUGUUUGUGGGUGACUGAUCCCAACUCUCAAACUUUAAUAUAAAGCGGAAAUGAUGACUUCAGAUGUAGGAAAGGUGUUUGUUUGGCAGCGUUGAGCCAUUGUUUUUAAACUGGCCGUUUGUUGAUAUUGAGUUGGAGCAUUGAAGGCAUCAGUGGGAAACAUUAGAGGAGGGGGAGGGAAGGGGGGGUCUAAUUUACGCUAUUCCUUCAUCAGGCUACCUCUUCAAUUUUGUUGACUGAUGUGAACAGGUUCUUAUGGCCUUUUUUUUGCUCUUAUUUCACCUUCUGAGGUAUUUUCUUAGAUUUAAUUUGAAGAUUUUAAGUUGCUCGUUUAAGUUCUCAAUUAUCUGCAAAAAGGCUUAAAUUGGAAGACGUUUCGACUCCUGGAUAGGUGUCAAAACGUCUUCCAAUUGGCUCGGACCAGAGCCGUCUGUAGUUGGAGCGCUGAUGUAUUUAAGCAUGGAGGUCCGUCCUCCUGCACACAUUCCAGGACAGAGGCAAAGAUGCUAAUUGCUUGACUUUGAAACUUUUGGCUACAGCUGAACAGUUUUCCUCGGUCACAACUUCUGCAACAAGUUAACAGUUUACGUUCAGGGGAAUUGAAGCAGGUAACAUCUAGAG
This is a messenger RNA of Cyprinodon tularosa, 5209 nucleotides long. RefSeq names its product SREBF chaperone. The transcript is spliced from 23 exons. Bases 122 to 4075 code for a protein of 1317 amino acids. The record is from RefSeq and is a predicted model, not a curated record. Gene Ontology annotation, biological process: SREBP signaling pathway. Lineage: Eukaryota; Metazoa; Chordata; Actinopteri; Cyprinodontiformes; Cyprinodontidae. Gene Ontology annotation, molecular function: sterol binding; protein binding. Gene Ontology annotation, cellular component: endoplasmic reticulum membrane; Golgi membrane.